AUGCUGGGCUUAACAGUGAUAUAUGUACCCCCGGAGGGUAACGACCUCAGUGCAGACGAUAAGGAAUUGCUGAAGAGGAUGGAGGGUGUGGUGGCACAUUGGACCACUCAGAUCAGAAUCGCUGUAUCGGACCAGGAACAAGCGACGCCGAAUGAGUUAUUGUGUCUCCACGACGAAUACGACUUUUGGGUCUAUCGUUAUGACAAUUUGUGCGGUCUGGACUACCAACUUCAGAACCCCACGGUGAAGAACAUAACAGAGUUUCUGCUGCUCGGUCACUCGACGUACGUGCGACAGUUUUUAACCCUGAAAGAUGAGAUCGAGCAAGGUGCGAAGGAAGCAAGAUCCAAUAUAAAAUAUCUACGAAUUUUGGUGGAGCCUUCGGAAGAAUUAAACAAGUGUACCCAUCCUGCGGAGAUCCAGCAACAUCUGAUGAAUAUCAUGCACCUGUUCAGGACUAUCUGGCUGAACUCACCGUAUUACAACAACUACGAGAGGAUUCAGAACCUGUUCAAGGCGCUCAGCAAUCAGAUCAUCAUCCUGUGUCGAAAUUAUGUCGAUCUGAAGCAACUGUUUGCGGGUCAGACUAGGAUGUCCAUGAAGAAGCUGAAGGAGUGCAUCGACGCCUGCGAGAAUUACAAAUUGCUUUAUGAUAAAAUAGCGCACGCUCACAAUAUUCUGACGCACGUACCAUGGGAUUUAGACAGGGACAAUAUAUUUCGUCAUACUGAUGUUUUCAUCAGCAGGUGUCACGAUAUGAUUGAAAUCUGUCAGGCGAUGAUCGAUUUUGCAAGAAUGGACGAGACUGUGGAAGUUAUGCAACCAAUAUUCAGCGGCACGUUGGGCGAGGAACACGAGAGGGUGUGUCAAAAGAUCGAGAGACUGUUUCGCCAGGCGCUGAAACAAAUCGAGCAAAACUCGCACAGGAUCUUGGACGUUCACUACGCGUUGUGGCACGACGACAUAGUUGCUUUCCGUACGGAGAUGAAGGAUCUCGAGAUCAUGAUCGAGAAUCUGGUGGCCACGGUUUUCUUGAAGAUGAACAACGUGCAGGAAGCGAUCGAGGAUCUGCAGGGAUUUCAUAAUUAUAUGAAUCGGGAGAACUUGAAGAGUCUUUUUGAAUUGAGGACCGUCGAGAUAUGGAAACUCUUCAGCGACGAUAUCCAACGAACAAAGGAGGAAGUCCUGGCUGAACGAGAGAAAUAUCCUUCGAUGACCCCAUAUUACGCGGGCAGAGCACUGUAUCUUAAACUGAAAGCCGCUCAUCUGCUGUGGAUCAGAGAAUUACUGGAGGAAGCCGCGUGGAUGCCUUACUGCGGCUACAGCGUGGAGGUCUACGACCAACACGACACUCUUAUGAAAACGAUCGAAGACUUCGUCGCCGACAUAUUCCAUCAAUGGGUGCACCAAGUGGGCGAUAAUCCUCGAGCACGGCUCGAUCGGUUUCUGAUGCGACGCAGCAUCACGAAUUACGGAUUGCUCGAGUGCAACAUCGAUCCGGCCAUUUUGAACUUGUGCCGGGAAGCUACCUAUUGGGACUACAUGAAGUUCGGUCUCCCGGUUCACAUUCAGAUCGUUUUCGAUAAAUGGAACAGCCUGUACUUUGCUCUCGAGGGUGUCAUCGCUGUGAUUAUCGGAUACAACAAAGCUAUUCGAGCAUUGUCCGCUACGGAGCGGGAUCUGUUCCGUGAGCUAAUUCGCCAGGUAGACAGGAAGAUCAAUCCCGGAUUAGGCAGGCUGACAUGGAACUCGGAAUACGUGGACUCAUAUAUCGAGGAUUGCUUGAACCAAACGGCAAAUCUGCAAAACUUCAUCGAUGUUUACAAGGAAUCGAACUCCGAGAUUAUGAAGAUAUGCGAGAACAUUUGUGGCACCAGCAUGAUCAAGAUCAGACCGAACUACACCUACACCUUGCAGCAAUUGAGCGAGGAGUUAAUUAAGGGCAGGGACGAGGCGUUUGCAGAGCUGAGAGAGAAACAUAGACAGAUAAUUCAACGUAUCGUGGUUGUUUACGAUGGCUUCAGAAACGUUAUAGAGGAUACACUCGAGGAGUGGAAGAACUACUUGAACAGGAUAGACGUGCUGAUUAGCGAGUCCUUUAGAUUAUGUAUCAGGGGAUCCUUGGAGACCCUGUUUAAUGCUCUUCACGGGGAUGGUACCACACCACCGUCGCCACUCAUUUUGGUUCAUAUUGAUCUCGUUGAUAAUAAGAUAACUUUCAAUCCCGAUCUAACAGAGGUCACCACCCUAAUGUCGACAGUCUUCGACAACCUCCUGGAACCUGUAAAAAAGCUACGUCGACUAGUAUACAAGUUUCGAUUGACCUUAAACAUUCCUGACUUUUGGAAAUAUUACGAGACAGAUGCAGAUCUCCUGAACCUUCAACAGAAACUCAACGAUGAGGUGAAUUAUUGCUUCCUUCAAGUGCAAAGUUAUCUGAAGUCCUGGGAACCCUUUCAGGAAGUGUGGGAGGUUAACCGAGAAAUGUUUCUGCAGAGGUACGAGAAGCUGAAACCGUCGGCACAGUCUUUCGACUCAGACAUCGUUAGGUACUUGAUAAUCGCCAAUAACGUCCAAGCACAGGACACGGUGAUGACCGUGCACUUUCUGGACGUGAAUGCGGAUGGAUUGAAGGGAGCCAUUGUGGAAGAGUGUUAUAUCUGGCAACAGAAAUUGAUGGCACUUUUAUUGAAGCAAACGGAGAACAUGAUGAACCACGUUUAUCACUACAUUGCUGAAAACUCGAAGAAAAUCCAGAAGGAGCCUACGGAUCUGGUCAGCAUGCAAUAUUCGAUGCAGUUAUACCAGAAACUGGUCGCCGAGAUCCCUCAGGAGGAAGCAGAGUUCCCCAAAAUCCAGGAGCAAUACGAGACUUUGCAAAAAUACGAGGUGCCCAUGUCGUUCGACUUUAGAAGAAAGUUACAUGACAUUCCACCUGCCUGGAAGGCCUAUUUGGAGGUGCUUCGAACGUCCGAAGAAAUGCUGCUGGAAAAGAAGGAAGAGUUCAAGAAGAUACUACUGGAUGACACGUCGAUGUUCAAAGAUGAGGUGACAGCACUGGUUGCCAAGUUUGCUGACACUGGUCCAUUUACGUCAGAUUGGAUUGCCAAAGAUGCAUUCUCCUGGUUAGCACACUUCCGUCGAGAAAUCACGUCCCUGAGAAAGAGGGAGAGUAAUCUGAAGAUGCAAUUGGCGUUGUUUGGCAUUACUCACCCCGACUACGCCGAAUUUAAAGAUCUGGAAAAGGACGUCAACGCAAUCGAGCUGGUGUGGGAGGUCACUAACGAAUGGAACCAAGCAUGGGAGAGAUACAGAACAGAGAACUUUUGGGAGAUCGAGAUGGAAGAUAUGGAGAACACUGCGAAUGUGCUCUUUAGAAAGCUGAACCGGCUUUGUAGAGAACUUAAAGAAAAGAAUUGGGAGAUUGUUGAGCACUCGAGAACGCGUGUGGACCAGUUUAGACGUACCCUUCCUUUGAUCACCGAUCUGAAGAACCCAGCAAUGAGGCCACGGCAUUGGAGAAGGGUCAAAGAUACCGUCGAUCGCGAAUUCGACGAGACGUCGGAAGAGUUCACCCUGGAGGCCAUCGCUGAAAUGCAGUUACAGAACUUCGCUGAGCAAAUUAACGAAAUUUCGUAUUCGGCUACAAUGGAACUUGCUAUCGACAUUGGACUGCAAAACAUUAGCAAGGUCUGGGCCAACAUGCCAUUAGAAAUGGUACCUUACAAGGACAAAGGAAUAUACGCGCUAAGAAGCAUAGAAGAGAUAGUACAAGUACUCGAAGAACACCAGACGCAACUUUCUGCCAUGAAGACGACAAGAUUCGUUGAACCCUUCGCAGCGGAAGUCGAUUAUUGGGAACGGACGUUGUCAACCAUAAACGAGAUCCUAGAACAGACUCUGCUGAUUCAACGAGGAUACAUGUACAUGGACAAUAUAUUCACCACGGAAGACAUCAGGAAACAAUUACCCAAAGAAACCGACCAAUAUGAUAAAUUGACAAAACUGUGGACCGAAAUCACUUCGCGAAUGGCGAAAGCUAGAUUGGCUCUGAAAGCUACGCACGAACCACCCGGCCUGCUCGAAGUUCUGAAUAAAAUCAGCGAGAAACUGGAAUGGAUGCAACGAUCUUUGGAACAAUAUCUCGAGACGAAGCGACACGUGUUUCCUAGAUUUUAUUUUAUUUCUAACGACGAUCUCUUGGAGAUACUGGCCAACGCGAGAAGGCCGGAACUGAUACAGCCUCACAUCAAGAAGCUGUUCGAGAAUAUCAAAUCUCUGAAUUUGAGCAAGACUGCAGCUGGGAAAAACCUAGCCGUGGGGAUGUUCUCCAAUGAGGGAGAGUACGUGGACUUCAGUCAACUGGUGCAGCUCGAGGGACAAGUUGAAAAAUGGCUGUGCAACAUUGAAACCGCGAUGAGAGACAGUCUGCGCGAGGUGCUGCGACUGUGUCGAACCGCCCUUCGAAAAAUGACCGCGAAACGCGACAGGUGGGUGAAAGAGUGGCCCAGCCAACCAGGAAUUACGUCCACUCAGAUACAGUGGACGGCAGACUGCACCCGCACCCUCCUGCACUGCAAGUUGGUAGAUACGAGGAGGCCAUUGAAGAAGCUGAGAAAGCGACAGAAUCAGGCGUUGAACAAGUACUCGGAGGCGAUCAGAGGCGACUUGACUCGAUUAGAUCGAUUGAAGUUCAAGGCCAUCGUGGUGAUCGAGAUACACGCGCGAGACGUCAUCGAGACGAUGUAUCGAGCAAACUGUAAAGACGUGUCAGCCUUCGAGUGGCUGUCGCAGCUGCGGUUUUACUGGGACAAAGACAUCGACGACUGUAUUGUCUGGCAAACGAAUACGUAUUUCGUGUACGGGUACGAGUACCUGGGAAAUACUGGUCGUUUAGUGAUUACGCCUCUCACGGAUCGAUGCUACAUAACGCUGACCACAGCCCUACACCUUUAUCGGGGAGGCAGUCCCAAGGGACCAGCUGGUACAGGGAAAACCGAGACGGUAAAGGAUCUCGGGAAGGCCUUGGGCUUCAACGUGAUCGUCCAGAACUGUUCCGAGGGACUCGAUUACAAGAGCAUGGGGAAAUUGUUCUCUGGAUUGUCGCAGACUGGCGCAUGGGGCUGUUUCGACGAAUUUAAUCGAAUCAACAUCGAGGUACUAUCGGUGGUGGCGCAACAGAUACUGUCGAUCCUCACCGCUCUCUCGCAAAAGCUCACCAGAUUCGUGUUCGAGGGUUGCGAAAUCUCUCUGGUGCACACCUGCGGCAUCUUCAUCACGAUGAAUCCCGGCUACGCAGGCCGUACCGAACUUCCGGACAAUCUGAAAUCCAUGUUCAGGCCAAUCUCGAUGAUGGUGCCGGACAGUAGCAUGAUCGCCGAGAUCAAUUUGUUCGGCGAGGGAUUUGGGAACACCCGUGUUCUCGCAAGAAAGGUGUUCACUUUGUACACGUUAGCUCAGCAACAGCUCAGCAAACAGUAUCACUAUGAUUUUGGGUUGAGAGGUAUAGUCACGUUGACUAGAUACGCUGGAAAGAAGAAGAGACUUUAUCCUGAUCUACCUGAUGAAGAGGUGAUCAUCCUCGCAAUGAAAGAUAUGAACAUCGCAAAACUCACCUCGGACGACCUGCCGUUGUUCCUCGGUAUCACCAGCGACCUCUUUCCGGACGUGGAAGUGCCGACGGUGGAUUACGAUGAAAUUAUCAGCUACAUAACCAAGGAGACGAUCAGGUUAAAGCUGCAGCCAAUUCCGAUGAUAGUGACGAAAGUGAUCGAACUGUACGAGACGAAGAAUUCGAGGCACUCGUCGAUGAUCGUCGGCGAAUCGAACACGGCGAAAACAGCCACGUGGAAGGUGUUGCAGGCCACGAUGAACAGCAUGAGGAGCGACAAGAAAGCUGGCUUCAAUUUCGUUUACGUGUACCCCAUUAAUCCGAAAGCGUUGAGCCUUGGUGAACUUUAUGGGGAGUACAAUCUUUCUACCGGAGAAUGGCAUGACGGAGUCAUAUCGUCGAUCAUGCGGAAAACCUGUUCCGAGGAAAGCCCUGACGAGAAAUGGAUUCUCUUUGACGGACCCGUGGACGCGGACUGGAUCGAAAAUAUGAACAGCGUAAUGGACGAUAACAAACUUUUGACGCUAAUAAAUAACGACCGAAUCACCAUGCCGGAUCAAGUGUCCUUAUUAUUCGAAGUUCAGGACCUCGCCGUCGCUUCACCAGCCACGGUUUCCCGUGCAGGCAUGGUGUACAACGACUACAAGGACCUCGGCUGGAGACCAUACGUGUAUUGUUGGCUGCAGAAAUACCAGAACAAAGCAGAAUACGUAGAAGAGAUGAGAAAACUGUUCGAGGAAUACGUGGAUCCCACUCUCGAGUUCAAACGAUUGAAAUGCGAAGAAUUGAUCCCAGUACCUCAAUUGAAUGCUGUUCAAUCUCUCUGCAAGCUUCUCGAAGUGCUAGCAACCAGUCAAAAUGGCGUUGAAUUCGUGGGAGACAGAGACGUGUUCAACAGCAUCUGCAAGCUGUGGUUCUUCUUCUGCAUGUUGUGGUCGCUGUGUGGAUCAGUCAACGAAGAGGGUCGAUUCAGGGUGGACGGCUACAUGAGGGAGAUCGAGGGUUCUUACCCUCUUCGUGACACCGUCUACGAAUAUUUCGUAGACUCCCGUUUGCGCACGUUCGUUUCAUGGGAAGAGAAAUUGCCGCAAGUUUGGAAAAUUCAACCUGGCACCCCGUUUUAUAAAAUAAUCGUGCCAACGGUGGACACGGUUCGUUACGAAUUCAUCGUGAACUCCUUGCUGAGAAACGAAUUCCCCGUCAUGGUGGUGGGUCCUGUAGGCACAGGGAAGACGUCGGUGUUGCAAUCGGUUCUCGAUUCUUUAAACAUGGAGAAGUAUAGCGUGCUCACGCUGAACAUGUCUGCUCAGACUACCUCGAAGAACGUGCAGGACACGGUCGAAAGCAGGAUGGAGAAACGUAUGAAAGGGGUGUACAUCCCCAUAGGCGGUAAAAUCUUGAUCGCGUUCAUGGAUGACUUCAAUAUGCCCAUGAAAGAAAUUUAUGGGUCACAACCGCCUUUAGAACUGAUUCGACAAUUGAUAGGAUACGGAUUCUGGUACGAUCGUGAGAAGCAAAUCAGGAAAUACUUGCAAAGGGUGCAGCUGAUGGCAGCGAUGGGUCCCCCCGGCGGUGGUCGCAACGUUAUCACCAAUCGAUUGCUCACGAAGUUCAAUGUUAUCAAUAUGACGUUCCCUGUCGAGAAGCAAAUCAUAAGAAUCUAUGGCACAAUGUUGGAACAACAUAUCGGAGAAUUUCACGCUGAAGUCAAAGGGAUUUCAAACGAAAUAACUCAGUCUACCAUUGGCAUGUACAAUAAAGUAAUUCACACGAUGUUACCUACACCAGCGAAGAUGCAUUAUUUAUUCAAUCUGAGGGACAUCUCGAAGGUAUUUCAAGGACUACUUCGAAGUCACAAAGAUUACCAGUAUUCCAGACAAACCUUCCUUCGUCUAUGGGUACACGAGGCGUUCCGAGUAUUCUGCGAUCGACUGAUCGGCGAAAAAGAUAGAGAGUGGUUCGUCGAGCAAAUCAAUGAUCAACUUGGAAAGCACUUCGAGCUAACCUUCCACAACAUCUGCCCUGAGAAAAGAAGCCCUGUGUUUGGCAGUUUUAUGAACGCCUGGGACAUAUACGAGGACCUCACCGAUCUGGCCGCCGUGAGGACUCACAUAGAAAAGCAAAUGGACGAUUAUAACGCAUCGACGGGCGUGGUUCGCCUGAACCUAAUUCUGUUUCGCGAUGCGAUCGAGCACAUUUGUCGUAUCGUUCGCGUGAUAUCUCAGCCCCGAGGUAAUAUGUUGCUGGUAGGCGUUGGUGGAAGCGGAAGACAAUCGUUAUCUCGCAUCUCCAGCUACAUGUGCGAGUUAGGCAUCUUUCAAAUUUCCAUCACGAAACAGUAUAGACUAGCGGAGUUUCGCGAGGACUUGAAAACGCUGUACAUGAGGACCGGAGUGGACGGGAAACCCUGCACGUUCCUUUUCAACGACACGCAAGUGGUGGAGGAACAGAUGCUGGAAAUCGUUAACAACAUGCUGAGCACGGGAGAAGUAACCAAUUUGUACAAGUCUGACGAGAUGGAAGACAUUAAAAGAAAACUGAUGAAGGAGGCAACGAAGGCUGGACGUGUACCAACAACGGAAGCGAUCUAUUCGCUGUUGAUCGAGCGGGCGCGUGCCAAUAUGCAUUUGGUCCUGUGCAUGAGCCCGAUCGGGGACGCGUUCAGGAACAGAUUACGGCAGUACCCGGCCCUGAUCAACUGUACGACCAUCGAUUGGUUCCUGGAAUGGCCGAGGGAAGCUCUCCUCGAAGUUGGCAACAAGUUCCUCAUGAAUCUCAAUCUGACGCUCACUAUCACCGGCGAAAAUAAAGUGGAACCUCGACAAUCCGCCAGCGCGCUGCCGUUGCUGCCUCUUCAGGAACGAAUGCGCGACGGAAUCGCGGCGACUUUUUCUUUGAUACACGAAACCGUGUCGCGGUAUUCUGGCAAAAUGAUCGCGGAGUUGAAACGAUACAAUUAUGUCACACCCACCAAUUUCCUGGAAUUGGUCGCAGGUUACAAAACAAUGUUGGAGGAGAAAAGGCUGGAUUUGGCGAGCCAGGCGAACAAACUUCGCAACGGUCUCUCCAAGAUCGACGACACUCGUGUUAAAGUGAACGAAAUGGCUGCGGAGCUGGAAAUCACACAGGAACAGGUUCAUAAAUCUACCAGAGAAUGCGAGGAGUUCCUCGUAACGAUAGUGAACCAAACACGAGACGCUGACGAGGCACAGAAAACUGUAGCCGCGAGAUCACUUCGGAUAGGAGAGGAACAAAAAGAAUGUAAAAAGCUCGAAGAACUCGCCAGAGCUGACCUCGCCACUGUCGAGCCUGCCUUAAACGAGGCCAUGAAGGCCCUGGAUGCGCUCAGCAAGAAGGACAUCUCGGAGAUAAGGUCUUUCACGCGUCCGCCGCCGAAAGUCGAGAUGGUAAUGGAGGCGGUGAUGAUCCUGAAGAACUCGGAACCGAGUUGGGCGGAGUCGAAGCGACAACUCGCCGACGUGAACUUCCUGAACUCGCUACGCUACUUCGACAAAGACCACAUAUCCGAUCGGACGCUCAGAGCCAUUUCCAGAUACACGUCGAACCCGGAGUUCGAGCCGGAGAAGGUCGGCGUGGUGUCGUUCGCCGCGAAAUCGUUGUGCAUGUGGGUCAUAGCCAUGGAGAAAUACGGCAAGCUGUACAGGAUCGUUGCACCCAAGAGAGAGAAGCUGGAGGCUGCGCUGGAGUCUCUCAGGCAGAAAGAAGCUGCGCUUCAGGAAGCGAUGCAGCAGUUGCAAAAGUUACGGGAGAAGCUGGAGCAACUACAGCAGAUGUAUGACUCGAAGAUGAGCGAAAAGGACGAGUUAAUUAAACUGGCGGAACUGUUAAAAUUGAAGCUAGAGAGAGCCGGAAUGUUGGUGGACGGUCUUUCGGGCGAACGAAUUCGAUGGGAAAACACGGUCGCGUCGUUGACCACGUUUUUCGAUUGGUUACCAGGUGACUGCUUAAUAUCCACAGCGUUCGUGUCCUAUUUGGGCCCGUUCGUUUCCAAUUACAGGGAAGAGCUGAUAACCAUGUGGAUGAAGGAGGUGGAGAACAAAGAAAUUCCGACUUCUCCGGACCUGAACGUGAUAGAGUUUCUGGCCGAUCCGGCGGUCAUCAGGGACUGGAACAUGCUUGGUUUGCCAUCCGACGAUUUCAGCACCGAAAACGGCAUCAUCGUUACCAAAGGGACCCGAUGGCCCCUGGUGAUCGAUCCACAGUGUCAGGCAGUGAAGUGGAUCAAGAAUAUGGAGGCCAAAAACUCCCUGAGGGAGAUCGAUUUUGGUCAAGCGGACUUUGCUAGAGUGUUAGAACACGCCAUUCAAUUCGGUAUACCUGUCCUACUGGAAAACGUGGGAGAGACGAUCGAUCCGACUAUAAAUCCCAUCCUCGAAAAGGCCUUCCUAAAAGUCGGUAAUCAGGUGAUGAUCAAGUUCAACGAAAAGAUGAUCUCGUACAACGACAAGUUCCGGUUGUUCAUGACGACGAAACUCCCGAACCCCCAUUACGCCCCGGAGAUAUCUACUAAAACAACGUUAUGCAACUUCGCCAUUAAGGAACAGGGCUUGGAAGCUCAGCUGCUGGGAAUCGUAGUCAGGAAAGAGAAGCCGCAGCUCGAGGAACAGAAGGAUAAUCUAGUGUACACGAUAGCGUCCAAUAAACGAACUCUCAAAGAGCUGGAGGACAAGAUACUCUAUCUACUGAACGUGGCCGGAGACAGUCUGUUAGACGACCUGGAUUUACUGAGCGCCUUGCAAUCGUCGAAAGCGACCUCUACCUCGAUCGCGGAAUCGUUGGUGGUUUCCGAGCAGACGGAGAAGGAGAUAGAUAUGGCUCGAGAGGAGUACAGACCGUGUGCCCAACGCGCCGCGAUCCUCUUCUUCGUGCUGAACGACAUGAGCCUUAUCGAUCCGAUGUACCAGUUCUCUCUGGACGCAUACAUUACCUUGUUUAUGCUGUCGAUCGACAAGAGUCCGAAGAGUUUGAAACUCACCGAGAGAAUCGACAGUCUGAACGAGUAUCACACUUACGCGUUGUACAAAAACACCUGUCGUGGUCUGUUCGAGAAACACAAGCUGUUGUUCUCCUUCAACAUGUGCAUCAAGAUAUUAGACGCCCAGAAUAAAGUGAUUCCAGCUGAAUACGCGUUCCUGCUUCGUGGUGGAAUUGUCCUGGACCGGGAAAGUCAGCCUGACAAGCCGGCAACUUGGUUGCCGGAUGAAACUUGGGACAAUAUCACCGAGCUGGACAAGUUGCCGGGAUUUCACGGGAUCGUGUCGUCCUUCGAACAAUUCCCGCGCGAAUGGAACACUUGGUACAUCAACACGGAACCAGAGAACGUACCGCUAAUAGGGGACUGGGAAUCGAGCUGCAACGUGUUCCAAAAAAUGCUGGUGAUACGAAGCUGUCGACCAGACAGGAUCUCCUUCUGCAUCGCGAACUACAUCGUAUUGAAUCUUGGUCAGAGGUUCGUGGAACCCCCUGUGCUUGACCUGAAGGCGGUGCUCGACGAUUCCGUGGCCCAAACUCCGCUCAUAUUCGUUCUAUCGCCCGGCGUGGACCCUACGAGCACUCUGAUGCAACUGGUCGACAACCAAGAAAUGACCAAUCACUUCAUGACUCUGUCCCUUGGUCAGGGACAAUCGCCCAUAGCGACGAGAAUGAUUGAACUGGGAGCAAAAGAAGGUGCCUGGGUAUUUCUAGCAAACUGCCACUUAUCCCUCAGCUGGAUGCCAAAGCUGGACAAAAUCGUGGAAACCCUCGGGUCCAGUAAAACCUUGCACCCUGAAUUCAGAUUGUGGCUUAGCUCGAGUCCUACUCCCCAGUUUCCCAUAUCGAUCCUUCAAGCCGGGAUAAAGAUGACCACCGAGCCUCCCAAAGGUUUGAAAGCAAACAUGAAACGGCUUUACGGUUUAAUAACCGAGGGCCAGUUCGAACUGUGCCAAGCAAAGUCCAAGUACAAGAAGCUUCUCUUUGCUCUGAUAUUCUUCCAUGCCAUCCUUCUGGAACGCAAGAAGUUUCAACAAUUGGGAUGGAACGUCAUCUACAGUUUCAAUGAUUCCGACUUUGUGGUAUCCGAGAACCUCCUGCAGGUGUAUCUCGACGAAUACCCAGUGACCCCAUGGGAAUCCCUCAAGUACCUCAUAGCUGGUGUUUGCUACGGUGGUCACGUGACGGAUGAUUGGGAUCGUCGGUUGUUGAUGACGUACGUCCAACAAUAUUUCAACGACGAUGCCCUGGAAGUGACCAACUAUCGUUUGUCGUCAUUGCCAACCUAUUACAUACCGAGAGACGGAUCAUUAGAAUCCUAUCGUGAUUUCGUCUCGAUGUUACCGAACGUGGACAAGCCCGAGGCAUUCGGUCAACAUCCGAACGCGGACAUCACUUGUUUGAUCAUGGAAAACAGGCAGAUGUUCGAGACCCUGAUGAGUCUUCAAGUUCAAGCGGUCAGCAGCGAAGUCGUCAGCAAGGAGGAACUGGUAACGCAGCUAACCGCGGACAUACUGUCGAAGAUACCCGGCGAUAUCGAUUACGAGACAGCUGUAAAGAUGAUAGGAGCAAAGAAGACGCCGUUGGACGUCGUACUGCUUCAGGAGAUCCAACGUUACAAUAUCCUCCUACGGAAAACUCGUAACAGUUUGAAGGAACUUCAGCAAGCCAUUAAAGGUCUGGUCCUAAUGUCCCCGGAUCUGGAGGAGAUCUUUACAUGCGUCCACGAGGGAAGAGUCCCCUCCGUUUGGUUGAUAGCGUACCCGUCCUUGAAGUUGCUCGGUCCUUGGACGAGGGAUUUGGUCAACCGUAUAGAGCACUUUGGCGAAUGGGCACAAACUACUCAUCCACCGUUGCUGUUCUGGCUGGCUGCUUUUACAUUCCCCACAGGUUUCCUUACCGCGGUACUCCAGACAUCUGCCAGGCUCUGGAACGUGUCCAUUGAUUCCCUGUCCUGGGAGUUCAGCGUUUUUACCGUAGAUGACUCGACCAUCAUCGAACCACCGCAGGACGGCGUGUACAUACGCUCCAUCUUUCUGGAAGGCGCUGGAUGGGACAAGAGAAACAGUGUCCUCGUCGAGCCAGCCCCGAUGCAACUUGUUUGCGACAUGCCGGUGAUUUACUUCCGGCCCACGGAGCAGCUGAAAAAGCGAACCAGAGGACUCUACAAUUGCCCCUGCUACUAUUAUCCCGAAAGAUGCGGCGGUCAAGGACGGCCGUCUUUCGUCGUGGCGGUCGAUUUGAACGCUGGACCUAUGGGAUCGGACUUCUGGAUAAAGAGGGGAACCGCUCUUCUACUCAGUCUCUCUACCUAGUUUCUUGUCGAUGGUUUUUU
This is a messenger RNA of Megachile rotundata (alfalfa leafcutting bee), 12938 nucleotides long. RefSeq names its product dynein heavy chain 2, axonemal kl-2 (gene kl-2). Gene Ontology annotation, biological process: microtubule-based movement. NCBI's taxonomy places the organism in Eukaryota, Metazoa, Arthropoda, Insecta, Hymenoptera, Megachilidae. Gene Ontology annotation, molecular function: ATP binding; dynein intermediate chain binding; minus-end-directed microtubule motor activity. The record is from RefSeq and is a predicted model, not a curated record. Gene Ontology annotation, cellular component: dynein complex.